Messenger RNA from Rhodamnia argentea, 1463 nucleotides. Its product is annotated as 3-oxoacyl-[acyl-carrier-protein] reductase 4-like. Gene Ontology annotation, biological process: fatty acid biosynthetic process. The transcript is spliced from 12 exons. Lineage: Eukaryota; Viridiplantae; Streptophyta; Magnoliopsida; Myrtales; Myrtaceae. The coding region runs from base 216 to 1193 and encodes 325 amino acids. The record is from RefSeq and is a predicted model, not a curated record. Gene Ontology annotation, molecular function: 3-oxoacyl-[acyl-carrier-protein] reductase (NADPH) activity; NAD binding.
GAGACUCACCACAAAGGUGCUCUUCGUUUCCAUCGCCCUCACUAACGAACAGCACUCAAGAAACUCCCAAAGCCAGCGCCAUUUCUUCUCUCUCUCUCUUCUUCCUCUUCCUAUAGCAUCGCUCAGCGCUUUUCGCAUUUCUGGCUUCGCUUUUCGCUGCGCGUCCUCCUUCUUCCUCUUCCAUUCUCGCCCUCCGGAGACUCGCCGGAUCUCUAAUGGCCGCUUCUGCCGCUUCCGCGUCGAACGUCGUCGCCUUCGGAUCAUCCGGAGUUUCGGCCAAGCCGAGGCUCUCCUUCUUGCGGCAGCUGUCUACGCCCUUCGGCGGAGUCGGAUCUCGUCAGCUCCGGACUUUUCCAGGUCUUCAAUGCGAGUCGCGAAGCUUGUCUGCUGCUCCUGGUGUCAGAGCUCAAGUUGCCACUGCUGAAAAAGCAAGCACUGCAGAUGCACAAAAUGUAGAUUCCCCUGUAGUUGUUGUGACUGGAGCAUCUCGAGGUAUUGGUAGAGCAAUUGCUCUGUCAUUGGGAAAAGCAGGCUGCAAGGUACUGGUUAAUUACGCUAGGUCAUCACGGGAGGCUGAGGAAGUUUCAAAGGAGAUAGAGGCAUGUGGUGGUCAAGCUCUUACAUUUGGAGGAGAUGUUUCAAAAGAAGCUGAUGUGGAAGCUAUGAUCAAAACUGCUGUUGAUGCAUGGGGAACGAUUGAUGUUUUAAUAAACAAUGCAGGAAUUACUCGGGAUGGCUUGUUAAUGAGAAUGAAGAUAUCUCAGUGGCAAGAUGUUAUCGAUCUUAAUCUUACUGGUGUAUUCCUGUGCACUCAGGCGGCAGCUAAAAUCAUGAUGAAGAAGAAAAAGGGAAGGAUAGUCAAUAUAGCAUCCGUUGUUGGUCUGGUUGGUAAUGUCGGGCAGGCCAACUACAGUGCCGCUAAAGCAGGGGUUAUUGGUCUAACAAAAAGUGUUGCCAAAGAAUAUGCUAGCAGAAACAUAAACGUUAAUGCUGUAGCUCCAGGAUUCAUUGCAUCUGAUAUGACUGCGAAACUUGGGGAAGAUAUGGAGAAGAAAAUCUUGGAGACAAUUCCUUUAGGGAGGUACGGUCAGCCAGAAGAAGUAGCUGGACUUGUGGAAUUCCUGGCCAUCAAUCCUGCAGCCAGUUACAUCACUGGACAGGUGUUCACAAUCGAUGGCGGAAUGGUAAUGUAGAUCACUGAUAUUGCCUUUCGAUGUAGUCCAAACAAAGCUUUGAGUUUAAGAAUGCCUCCAGGAUGCAAUGAGAAUUUGCCAUGCCAAUACAUUUCGGGGUGGAAUCAUUCAGAACUCGUGGCUAAAGUGGAGCUUUGCUAAUUGCUAUGUAUUUCCUGUUGAUUCUCAUUUUUUUUUUUAAAUUUGUGUUUUUCGUUUUCACAUCCAAAUAUAGUAUUAUUUCACACGGAUCUGAAACAUCAUUUGACUAAAUUCCAGUUGACUUUCGUU